CAUCAGCUUUAUUUCAAAUCUCCCCCAACGUCUCUUUUUAAUAUCUCUCUCUCUCUCUGCUUCUUGAAUUGAGAGUCUCUCUCUUUCUUUCUGGACAAAAGCUAAAAACUUCUCCUUUCUCCACAUUUUUGGGCUUUCUUGUCUUUGUGCUCUUGUUUCUUCUAUUAACCCAAUUAAUCUCAUCAACAGAUUCAAAAUUUAUUUCCUCUGUUUUAGUAUUUAUCUCAAUCACUCCUUCGUAUUCAAUUGCAAAAGAGAAACCGAGAAAGUAGUCAGCUUGUCUACAUUGUCUUGAUCUCCUUCAAAGUGGCGCGUGGCGCGUGUCUCCCAACUCUUAUUAGAGUAAGUCUUGCGUCCGAAACAAGCUCAUGUAUGUGCUUUGAUUUGCAUCAGAUCAUACAACCUCUGGAGACUGGAGAUAGCCUCAACAGCUUUGCGUAAAGCAGAAUGCCAAAACCAAGUAUUAGAGGUUCAGAGUUGCCUCAGAGACAAUCUCCAAGGUUAAGGACAUCAUCAUCGUCCUUUUCCUCUGAGCCGAAGCAUCUCAACCGUCCAAUUACAGACCGGAGUCCAAAGCUCGGUCUUGACCGUAGAUCUCCGAGGAGUUGUGGACCUCACACGGAUCCGCUGACUCAGAAGAAGCUUGGGAGUCGCAUCUCUGGCUUAGAGUCACAGCUAGGUCAAGCCCAGGAGGAGUUGAGAUUGCUCAAACAGCAAUUGGCUAGAGCUGAGGCUGCCAAGAAACGUGCUCAAGAAGAGCUUCAUCAUAAGAAGAAAUCCAAGAAACCAAACCCUUCUGUUCCGGAGAGAGACGAGAUUCCUGGUGAUGGAAAUCAAGAGACUGAUGUUUUCGAGGUUCUUGUUGAGGAAGCAAAAGAAGGUGAGAAGGUGAAGAGUGAUGAGUUGGCUUCAAAGGAAGACCAAAUCAAUGUACUGAAAGCUAGACUAUACGACUUGGAGAAAGAAAAGGUAUCACUUGGCGAGGAGAACGCAAGCUUGAAGGAUCAGUUGAAGAGGACGGGUUCAGAAAUGUCCACUGCAAAGGCGAAAGAGGAUGAGAUAGCUUCAAAGGUGAGUCAGAUUGAGGAAGAGCUGGAAGAAAGCAACGAGACCACGGCAGAGCUAAAGAAGAAGCUUGAAUCCAUGGAAGACGCAAAAGAGAGUCUAGAAGUCGAGAUGAAGAAGCUUAAAGUACAAACCGAGCAGUGGAGGAAAGCAGCAGACGCUGCAGCUGCGGUUUUAUCUGGAGGGGUUGAGAUGAAUGGUCGGUUCUCAGAGCGGUGCGGGUCAAUGGAGACGCAUUUUGUAGGCAUAUUUGUAGGAUCACCGGGAAUGGCUGAUGAUUCGGAUGACGGGUUAGGGUUUGGGAAGAGGAAAGGUUCAGGGAUGAAGAUGUUCGGUGACCUGUGGAAGAAGAAAGGGCAAAAAUGAAGUGAUAGAACAAACACUAGCGUGUGAUUCAAGGAAGUGUGGGAUGGUCUGAUUGUCUACGAAAUGACGAGCUCAUCAUUUCGAAUUAUGUAAAAUGAUUUCUAGUGAUGAUCAUUUAGAGAA
Camelina sativa (false flax) is the source of this 1554-nucleotide messenger RNA. RefSeq names its product interactor of constitutive active ROPs 4. The record is from RefSeq and is a predicted model, not a curated record. NCBI's taxonomy places the organism in Eukaryota, Viridiplantae, Streptophyta, Magnoliopsida, Brassicales, Brassicaceae.